GUGCGGCGAGGCGUUCGCGUGGUAUCUUAUCUUAGCUUUCUUCCCCCUCUGUCUUCCUUUCUUCCCUGGGUGCGGGGCGCGUUACCAUUGGCUGCGGUGCUGGUGGUUAAUUGCAACGACGGCAGCAGCGCCGCCGCCGGUCACCACCAUGCUCUCUCCCAUUGGCUAGCUCAGCUCCUCAGCGCAAGCUGGACUUGCUUAGAUAUACAGCCUCACCUUUCGUUUUUUUUCUUAAGCUUGCGUGCUUUGCAUUCGGGAUGGGGAACUGGGGAUGCCUAGUGCACUACAGAAUCAAAAAAUAGUGCAGAAGAUAAUUGACAGCAAUGAAUGCCAGGUUCCUCAUUCUUCAACUAUUUCAUUGCAAAUCGAAUCCAAUUUAAAAUGUUUCUACUUCAUAGUUGUUACAUCAUAGUGGCUCAUAAGCUACAUCAGGAAAAGAACCUGACAUAGUUGACUAAUACGCAACCAAACUUUCUAGUUCUGCAUAUACUACUGCGACGAACUGCACUAGUGCCAUGUAAUACUGUAUCCCUCAAACGCGUAGGACUAGUCCGCUGUGGUGCUACGAUCUUCAUGCUUUGUUAUGGCGCGCGGCGAUUGUCAGAUGGGACAAAGGGCUUAGGCGGCAUCUCUAGAUCCUGCAAACUUCCCAAUAACAUGUUUAUCACCUUUGUCAUUGAUGGCCGGUUUCUUGGGUUCCACUGAAUACACCAAAAUGCCACAAUAGCCAGCUGUCUCGCCUUUUCUUGCUCUUCUGGUGUCAUUUCCAGAGUAAGCACCAGUUCCUCUCCCGUCACUACUUUCUCAUAGAUCCACUCCGGGAGGUAUACCUGGUUCUGAAUCCCGAUACUUGGGUCUGAGUUCCUCCUCCCACUCACCAUUUCUAAUACCAGCAUGCCAAAACUGUAAACAUCUGACUUGUAGGAUAUCCCUCCAAAAUUUGUAGAGUAUAGUUCUGGUGCGAUGUAGCCCAUAGUGCCUCUUGUUGCAGUCAAGGUAAUGAUGCUUUGCUCCCUUGGACACAACUUUGCGAGGCCGAAGUCUGAGAUCUUCGGAUUGAAGCUGUAGUCCACUAAGAUAUUGUGAGGCUUGAUGUCCAAGUGUAGGAUGCGCUGAUUGCAUCCUUGGUGUAAGUAUUCCAUUCCUUUAGCAAUGCCUAAAGCAAUAUCUAACAUUUUAUCUGGUGCCAGGAGUUCUCGGGAAACAAUAGAAUUACCCGAGAAUAUAUAUUUCUCCAAUGAAUCUUUAGGCAUGAAUUCAUAUAUAAGAGUCCUUCUUGUCCCUUCAGAGCAAAAGCCAAGGAGGCGGACAAUGUUUGUAUGGUGGAUUCUCCCGAUAGUUGCAACUUCAUUGAUGAAUUCCUGCCCCUCUCCGUUAGAGUUCUCUAGCAUCUUGAUCGCCACAGGAACUCCAUUUGGUAGCUCACCUCUGUACACACUUCCAAAUCCACCUUGUCCUAAUUUAUCCUUGAAUCGUCUCGUUAUCUUCUUAAUUUCGGAGAAAGUGUACCUUGUGGGUUUUGAUGUGCCAUAUGUCUUGAGGAACAUUUCAACUUUCAAAUGUAUCUCUUCAUUGUAUCUUGUCUUUAGCGAAAGAUAAAGAGCAGUGGCUACCAUCAACAGAAGAACAACAAAUGCCGCCGAAGAUGAUGUAGCUGAAUACAUGGAAAUCAGCAUGUUCAUUAGGGUUGGAAGUUAUUGCUUUAACGAUUGUAAUGGGGAUGAGAGAAUAUUAGUGGGAAUAGCUAGAUAAUUAAUUUAUAAGCAGCAGAUAUAUACUUUAUUUUCAUCUUUUUUAAUAAAAGUAAUGUUUGGAUUGGAGCUGUACCUGCAAUGAUUUUGACACGUGAACCUGCAAAUACCAAAGAGGAGAUUAAAAUUUGAUUGUUUAUUUAGUACAUAAUAGGAAAAUUAACUAAUUAAGCUGAGGAAAGAAAUAUUAGAUCCAACAUUGAUGUAUGGCCAGUGAGGGUGGGGCAGGAUUGGGUGAGAAAGAUCAGAAGAAAGCUUCCAUUACCAACUCUGGUAAGUGGUAACAGAGGAGUCUUUAGGGUCAAUCAAGAAUCAUAAGGGUGGGUCCUGCUCAGUGGCUUGAUUGGAUUAAGGGUUAUAUCUCACCUUACAGUCACAGUCUCACAUAUCUUGGCCUCGUCACCCGUCAAAACACCCUCCUAUUGUAGAAAUUUCCUGCUUGUAUAUACCUUGCACUGCUACUGCCAGAUGUCACGUUGGGGACACACAGCCUCCCAGGUAAACUUUCUGCAGGCAUAUCAUGCAUUUAUUCAUUUCUUGCUUUCGCUUCUUAUAUUUCUCAACAUCAGGUGGUUCUUGUUCUUACUCUGUUCUUUCUGAUAUUUAUUCCAUUUUAUAUUCUUCACCAUGCAAAUCUAUUCUUUUUGCACAAUACCACAUUAUAUCAGUAUUAGUACAGCUGAUGCGGCAUCAGGCUCUAGUACUUCAUAUCCCAGCAUAAAUAUGGUAGCACAAUAAUGCCUGGAAGUGAAUGCAUGGUGGUGGAUUUGAGCUGCCUAACUAUAACAUGUUUUGAGUUUUCUGACAUGAGUCGACGCUAUUUGUCAUAUCAAAUUGUUGGCUUGUCACUCCACUCCCUGAGAACAAUGCUGAUACCAAUGCAUAUUUGCAGCGUUACUAAUAUUACUAGUAUGAGCUAACAUGUAUUCUGGACCGAGUUUAGCCUAAAUUGUUGCAACCCGAUUUAUCUUGGCAAGUUUGUACAGGGGGAAAGGAGGGAAACUAGAAACAAAAAUGGAUGUAACAUGUUGGCUUGCGUCCAAUGGCGACCAUAGAAACUUGAAGUUCUUUGAAUAUGCUAUAGGAAUUCUGAAGUAAGUAUAUUACAACUGAGAGAUUGCUUGUGUUUAUCUCAGAUGUGUUUUUGUCUAUCUGCAUAUUUAUCAUGAAAAUGCUAAAAAAUUAUAGUAGUAUACUGUCAUAUAUAAGAGAUGGCCAUUCGCAAAUUGAUGAAAUAAACCCUAAUCAUUGCCAUAAUUAUCAUGGACUACUUAACAAUGGAGCUGCUUAGUUUUUGCUUAAUUUAAUUUUGGACCACCCAAGUUUUUCUCCAAUGUUUACAAAUAUGUGACCCAUUUUUGUUUCCUAAUUUCAGAAGAUUCAGAUGAGAAUUUACAUGAGCUUAUAAUGUUUUUACUCAAGCUACCUACCCAAAUGGUUUGUCAUACUGUUUAUGCAAAAUAAUUUGACAAAAAACUCCUGGAAAUAUCGUACAGUAGAAAUUAAUGAUACCUUUAUGAGGUUGAGACAAGCAGAAUGUUUCAUUCUUUUGCGAGCUGAAUGCGCAGCGUUGCCCGUCCUUCUCACAUUUUUGGCACUCAGAGGGAAUGGAUGACGGCUCCUGUUCACUCCAGUCAGCUGCUAUGUCAUAAAAAUGGAGGGCUCCUUCAACACCAUGCUUGGAUGCUGAGCCAUAAUAUCCUGUGCCAAAUAUUGGGAGGGCGGCAUCUGAUAUGACCUUGCAGUCUAAUGGAAGAUCAUACAUGAAUGCAUAAGUUGCCACCAAAUACGAGAAGUGGGUUUUGUUGCUAAGGCAGGAGAUUGGGCCGGCAAUAGUAUCGGCAGCUGAGGCAGAAGCAUAGUAACUGCCUCUGUCGUCAUAGACGGGAUACUGAGUAAUCCCGCUUGGCUUGAACUCCCUUGAGCAGCCUACAAGCCUUCCAGUUCUGCUAUAAUGUGGAGUACAGUGGUGGCCAGUGUCAGUCGGUGGUGAACUUGUCGAUAUGAGAUUCUGAAUCACUGUGCACGCAGAGGUAAGCGGGGUGAUGUUGAGGAGGGCACCGGUGUAAUUUAUGGCGUUGACAUUGCAUGGGCCAAGAAGUGGGUGAAGCAUGAUAGUGGAUUGGCCUGAGCAUGCUAGCUUCGCACAUGUUGCACCGCAGGAUGAUGAUGUAUUGCUAGAAUCAAGCCGGAGUGGGAACCGGAUCUCGGGUCCAUCUUUGCUGCACCGGGACGGCGGACAGUUUCUGAAGAAAUCUUGGUCAUCCCAAGCUGCCGAAGAUGUGGCCAUGUCGGCUCCAGGGCUGACAAGGCAGACCACCAGGGCUGUGACAAGGAAUAUACUCAUCUUUCUGCUUCUGCAGUACGAGAUGGAUGAAGGUAAGCCAGGUGACUGCAUCGUUGUAGAUCAAGCUUUGUAGACUGCAUCACUACAGUAGAAUCCAAGACCUGACACUGACAUGUAUCAACCCCCUUGCCAAGUCACAGAAGCAUAUACCAGCAUCCCUGCCUGAUUAUACUAACCAGGAGGAGUUAACAAGGAUCAUAUACAUAUGGCAACAUCCUCUUUAUGAUGACAUAUGGCAGCAGUGAUGUGGACGUUAACCAUCUCUGACCGGGUCAUUCUACAGUUUUUUUAUUCCAUCAUCCCUUGUAUAUGUCGUGUUUGUUUUCACCCUUGUUUCCUUGCAGUCCAUUAAACAUGAGAAAAAAGCACGCAACAAAGCCAGAACAAGAGAUUAACAGUUGACUAUCGUCGAUGCCUCCAUGGUGGUUUCUGGUGCACUUCAUGGUCGCAGUUCUUGCCGUGGAUGUUCAGGGGCGACAUGAUAUUACUCAUAAUAGCAGGUACGCCUGCGCUCCUUUCUCUUGCGGACAUCUCCAAGAUGUCCAGUACCCUUUCCGCCAGCAAGGAGAUCCACGGUGGUGCGGUUCUCCAUCAUACGAGCUGACUUGCACCGAUAGUAAUGCUACAAUUCAGAUCAACACAGGGACGUACUUUGUCACUGAGAUUGACUACAAGUAUUCUUCCUUCUGGGUCGUGGACGCCAACUUGGACAUGAGCAGCAGCUGCCCUCUUCCUCGCUGGGAUCAACGCCCUUAUCUACAUGGCCUCCAGCAGUCCGACGGCUCCAUCAUAUUUGACCCUUUUUUCGUUACGUGGGCUAGCUUUGUGAAUUGUUCGCGGGUGGUCACGAACAAUAGUGACUACAUACCGGUCACUUGCCUGAACACGAGGUAUUCUUUUGUCUAUGUGUUGAUUGACUAUAUUUCUGUUGGGGACCUUGAGCCUUCUUGCGGGUACUUGGCCAUGGCUGCUUUGGGUGGUCGGAGCAUGCGAUACAAUAAUGCAAGUCAUGAAAUUCUGGUAGAAUCCAUGAGGAGAGGAUUUGCCGUUAGGUUUCCUUUCAGAUAUCAAAGGACUUUGGAGGGCUUCAAGGGGUGCAUAAAGGAUCGCUUUGUCCUAGGCCCUGGGUAUUCAGUGGUUUAUCUCGUCGCGCGUUCGGCUGUGAUCAUUUUGGCACUCGAUUUUGAAGUAUUGUAUUGCGCAUUUAGAACAACAGUUUCUUCCAAUGAACAUCUCGGCACACUACAGGUUGCAGUACUAUACUCUAUGUCGAUAUUGAAGUUGAUUGCUGUACUAUGCAGGUUCGUGGUUGCUCCCCUGGUGGUAUUGUUCUUCCUAGCCCACAAAUACUGGAAAACGAGGAUCACAAUUGAUGCGGUCGAGAAGUUCCUACGGAUGCAGCAAAUGAUCGGCCCGACAAGGUAUGCCUACACAGAUAUUGUUGCAGUAACAAGCCAUUUCAGAGACAAGCUGGGCCAGGGAGGCUACGGCUCGGUGUACAAGGGUGUUCUGCUCCCAGGCGAUGUCCAUGUGGCCAUCAAGAUGCUAGAUGGUAAAUCCAGCUGCGAUGGGGAAGAUUUCAUCAGCGAGGUCUCCACCAUCGGGAGGAUCCACCACGUCAAUGUGGUGCAUCUCGUCGGGUUCUGCUCGGAGGAAAUGAGGAGGGCGCUAGUCUACGAGUAUAUGCCCCAUGGUUCUCUGGACAAGUACAUCUUCUCGGCUAAGAGGAGUUUCUCCUGGGACAAGAUUAAUGAAAUCGCCUUGGGCAUUGCCAGGGGGAUCAACUACCUGCAUCAAGGAUGUGACAUGCAGAUUCUGCACUUUGACAUCAAGCCGCACAACAUCCUUCUUGACAGCAAUUUCGUCCCAAAGGUUGCCGAUUUCGGCCUUGCCAAGCUGUACCCAAGGGACAACAGUUUUGUGCCGUUGAGCGCCCUACGGGGAACCAUUGGGUACAUAGCUCCUGAAAUGAUAUCCCGGAGCUUCGGCAUCAUAUCGACCAAGUCUGACGUUUACAGCUUCGGGAUGCUGCUGCUGGAGAUGGCCGGAGGACGAAGGAAUGCCGACCCGGGCGCGGCGAACUCAAGCCAGACAUUCUACCCGUCGUGGGUGUAUGACCGGCUAAGCAAACAGGAACUGGGUGAGAUGCGUGCUGAGAUGCAUGAGUUGGAGAGGAAGCUUUGUGUUGUUGGGCUUUGCUGCAUCCAGAUUCAGCCUCACGAUCGGCCGGCGAUGAGCGAAGUCAUAGGGAUGCUUGAAGGCGGCAUGGAUGGCCUGCAGUUGCCUUCGAGGCCAUUCUUCUGUGACGAUGGGCAGACCCCUGUAGCGGAGUCUUAUGAUUUCUGCUCUGGGCUGACUGCCAUUUCAGAGGAGGAUGAGUGAAAUUUUGUCUAUGUUCAGUGUCGUGUAUUAUUACUAGAGGCGAUGAACUUGUGAAAAGUUACGGUAAUGGUUGUCUUGGGAGUAAAAGAAUGUGAAUUAUCUACCGUGUUUCUUUUGAAUGUUAUCCAAAAUUCAAUCAUAUCGAGUGUAAAGUUUCAUUUGACCUCCAACCUUAGGAGGAUGGUAUCCUUUGCCAG
This is a messenger RNA of Triticum aestivum (bread wheat), 6677 nucleotides long. RefSeq names its product rust resistance kinase Lr10-like. The transcript is spliced from 4 exons. The coding region runs from base 4510 to 6480 and encodes 656 amino acids. NCBI's taxonomy places the organism in Eukaryota, Viridiplantae, Streptophyta, Magnoliopsida, Poales, Poaceae. The record is from RefSeq and is a predicted model, not a curated record. Gene Ontology annotation, molecular function: ATP binding; polysaccharide binding; protein kinase activity. Gene Ontology annotation, biological process: protein phosphorylation.